AUGCAACCUCGUAAAUGUUCGGCUCUGUAUUCUCUCUCAAAAAGUCCUCCUCCUCUCCACUUUCUGAUGCCACUUGGCUGUCCCUUCCAGCCGUUCAAACGGCUUCGCGUCGAUAACCGCGCUCAACUGGUCAGCAACAAGUUGAAACUCGUCACUCUUGACGAGAAUACGAAUGUGUGCAACUCCUCGGGCACCAGAAGGCUCGACGACGAUUCGUUCAACCCCGCUUCACCCGCAACUGCCGAUCCGUCACAUCCCCGCAAAAGAAGGGCAAAAGACCGUGGUUUUCCGCCGGCGCGCUGAUAACCCACUCAAGCUUCACCCCAUCUUCCCUUGUGCGCCCGCCACCAACUUCUUCGUUGUACAACUUUGUCUCCCGCCUCCACCGGCCGUUGAUCACAUCCGAAAUUCGUUGCGGGCCUUCAUCAAGAAUACCAUUCCCCAGGAAAGCAUAGUCGAUCCAACCCGGAGCACGGGCUGCCCAUUUGUGCUGGUGCCGCGGCGACGAAGGUGGGUAAGAGUCUGCUGGGUGGGUGAACGAGAGGAGCUCAAGAUAUGUAUGGUCGUCAAUGAUCUAGAAACCAUGUCAUCCAUGUCCUCCUUUAUUACUGUCCCCCAACGCUUACAACCAGCGCAUUUGCUGUGA
Molecule: messenger RNA, 646 nt
Organism: Mycena indigotica
Lineage: Eukaryota; Fungi; Basidiomycota; Agaricomycetes; Agaricales; Mycenaceae
Exons: 3
Coding region: 1-303 (100 amino acids)
Source: RefSeq, a predicted model, not a curated record